CACGCUGAUUCUUAUAUCGUGAACUUGCAGGGAAAACUGCUAAUUUAGUCAUAUCUAUCUUGCGUUAACGGGACAUAUCGGCCAAUACUACCAUGCUGAGUAAAAAGGCUGAAGUCGUUGGGAAAGCUAGCCUUAGAGUUAGUUCAAACUAACGACAACAACAACAAUUGUUAGAAACAUUAGCUCCGUUACUGUUAGCAUAAAGUUAGAUCGCCAACUGUUUCACUUCCGCCCUAUCAUGGAUUAUGCAUCUUCGCGUUCGUUGACUGACGUUUCCCAGGUUUCUCUCUUGCGUACUACACUGGAGCGAUUAUUUUCCACCAAAUCUCACAAAUUACAGAUUGAAGAAGGGCUUCCUGCUGCUGUCGUUACACUUCAGAGACACCUGUCGGAGCAAACCACCGAACACCAGCAGCAGCAGCAGCAGCUCGAUAGCUACAGCUACGACCUGACUAUUACCGAUGGUGUUUGGCAAACAAAAUGCCACCUGGAUCACAGCUUGAACCAUCUGAUACACAGAAACAUCCUUACAACGGGCGUUGAUAUCAGCGUCACUGCCUGCUCCUUUGUUUAUAACGAGAAGAGACUGGGCUAUGGAUAUAUCUGUCUGGACAAGAUCAAAUGUGGCUCUAAAAGUUCGGAUAUUCUGCGCGCUGUAAACGAUGUGAGUUCACUGCCAAUUAUAACGAUGCAUGGCAUCGAGGAUAUGGCAUUGCGAAGUGAUGUGCCCCUCCAAGUUAGCCGCAAACACUACCUGUCUCUCUGGAAUAACGUCGACCCUGAAGGGAUUGUAUGGAUUAAGCAUGCCCCUACAUCUGACGUGGUGCUGGAUGUGUCUACGAUUACCCUUCUUUGCGACCUGGAGACAUCAUUCAAGAACAAAUGGAAACCAUUUCCUCUUCUAGUUCGAAUAUUACACAAAUCCAGAUUACGGUAUUAUGGGAAAUGUGGAAUGAAGAUCGAGUACCCCUUCCAGGCAUACUUUGAAGUUGCUGACCAGAGUGGCACAAUGUCCCUUGUGCUUUGGAAUGAACUUUGUCCAGAGUGGUACCAGAGGCUGAAUGUGGGAACGGUGCUUUACCUCCAAAACUAUACCCUCAAACAGAGUUAUUCAAAUAGGUCACGGCCACAAAUGGACCAUCACCAAAUGAAGAACUUCGACUCAAUAGAGAUCUGCCUGAAUCCUCGGAAUCCAGCUUCAGUGCUCACUGUGAUCUCACCAAAGAAUGUGUCUUCUCAAUGGGGAUUGCCUGAGGUUGCCUACCAAUUCCUCACCCGGUCUGAGUUGGAGAAUUUGCCUAACAACGUAGCAUGUGAUGUCAUUGGUUUGGUAACGUUUGUUGGUCGUGUUCAGAGAGUUAAGAGUCAAAGAAACAAGGGUCCUGAGAUGUACUGGAGUUAUCGUUGGGUCCAUGCAGUAGAUGGCACAUCAAGCCAUCCUUUUAUCUUGGAGAUUUUUUCCUCUUCUCAACCAGAGAUUUUCAAUAAUAUAUGCCCAAUGACCUACUUGGUUUGCACUCAAAUGAGGGUAUGUCAAGAGGAAGGCUGCUCUCCCUAUCUCACAAGCAGUUGUGAAACAGGCUUAUUUAUUACAGGGUAUCACAAAGGUCAGCCGUACAUUUCUGAUCCCAAAGUGAAGAGCUUCAUUCAGUGGACUAAGACUCAGAAGGACAGCGUUGUACUUCAGAAGUCUGUUGUUGGUGGCCAUUAUUGCUACCCCCACGGCCCGCGGAUUUUUGCCCAGCCAGUGGCAGAUGACUCGGCUCGGAUCCCUCUGGUUGCUUUUGAUGAUUUGAAGAAGGAGAUACAAUCUCUACAGUAUAGGGAGCAUAAAAGACUUGCAAUCCAAGGACAGAUUGUGGCAGUGCAAUACUUAAAAUGCCCAAAGGAGGCAGAAUCAGAAAAGGAAGAGGCGCAAGCUGUUUCUGCUGGUACAUCAGAAGAAGCUCUGCCAGGCUCAAACAAUCGAACAGUUGAGUCAACAGAUAAUGCCACUACCAGAGAAACACCGCCCUCUGCUGUGAAGACCUUGCAAAGGAAACGGAGAAGGUCACCUGAAAAAAAGCAAGUUGUUGAGAUGAUGAAAAACAUAUUGUAUCCCAAGAACAUAUUUUCCUCACUAAUUCUAACCAUGGAAACCUUUUCAAGCUUUACCUAUAGGAAGGCUGGGCACGACAACAGAGGAGUUAGACAAAACAAGGAAGUUGAGAAUGUUGCUGAAUCAGAGGAGGAGCAGGCUGAGGAAGGCGAUGUGCAACAGGGAGAUUUAAACCAAGACAGAAUAGCUGAACUGCAAGUUGAUUCAGGGUGUGAUCGGCUGGUCUGGGAAAGUGUUGAUUGGCCAACGCAACGACAAGAAGUGUCUGAACAUUUAUGUCAAGGUGGCCUGUACCAGGAAAGCCUUUCUCGGAAGUUUGUAUUUGAUGAAAAGAACCAUCUCCUGCAGUGGAGUAACCUUCACCCUUCCCGGUGGACUCCAGAACAAUCCACCGAUGACAGCCCACCUGCCGUUUGUCCGGGUUACUACCAAAUAACAAUAUUAGGCAUAAACAAGCAAAUGGCUAUAGAUGCAGCAUUCUUUCCUGUUGCAUCUUUUGGGGACCCUAGGGCCGCCGGUCUUCCUCAGGAGCCCCAUGGCAACACAAUGCUGUCCUGCCUUUCCUCAGGUUUCCUAUGUCCCCUCAGUGACCCUGCAAGCCAGAGUGAGACAGUCCUUCCUGACCCAGAGGAAAUCUUCCUGACUGCUGAGGAGCUGGGAGAUACACACAUUGUAUGCAUCCUGGACAUUUGUCCUCUUGGCGGAGAACAGAUCGAGAUUCUGAUCAACAAGGUGUACAAAGCGACAGAUUUUACUUAAGUAUUGCAAGUAUGAAUGCAUUUAACUCGAGAAAAUAUCCCCUAGUGUUUCGAGCAUGGCAUGCAUAACAAUUUUCAGUUUAGGAUUAUUGUCAUGAAAAAAAGACAGCAACUCAGGAUUAAAGCCUUUAAAAAAAAAAAGCUCAUGGUUUUAUUAUUUUUUUUAAA
Messenger RNA from Lampris incognitus (smalleye Pacific opah), 3024 nucleotides. RefSeq names its product RPA1 related single stranded DNA binding protein (gene radx). The coding region runs from base 239 to 2857 and encodes 872 amino acids. Gene Ontology annotation, cellular component: replication fork. The transcript has 14 exons. The record is from RefSeq and is a predicted model, not a curated record. Gene Ontology annotation, biological process: regulation of DNA repair. Gene Ontology annotation, molecular function: single-stranded DNA binding. NCBI's taxonomy places the organism in Eukaryota, Metazoa, Chordata, Actinopteri, Lampriformes, Lampridae.